UGACAGCUGUAUGAGACCGAUCAUCAACAUUCAUUCAACUCAUCAGUGUCUUAUUAUUUUGAUCUUUUAUUUUUAAAUAGCUGGAGGAGUUGAAGAUAUCGUGUAUCGUUAAGGAUGAGCAGUCGGGUUUGUUUGGCGUUGUUUAGAUCGGGAGUAAACAGGCGUGUAUGUGGAUGUGUGGUAUCUCAGGGCAGACUGGUACACACAGGUUGGCAGAGACAGAUCCUUCAGCCCUCACACACAUCACUGAUCAUACACACCAACUUUCAUCCAGAUCAGCUGAGAUUUCAACGCACUUUUAGCUCUUCUACAGAUUUAACGAGUGAUGCAGUCGGGAAGAUUGAAUCGAAGCAUUAUCACCUGGUGUAUACCUGUAAGGUUUGCUCCACACGCUCAAUGAAGAAGAUCUCAAAAGUGGCGUAUCACAAUGGUGUUGUAAUCGUAACGUGUCCAGGCUGCCAGAACCAUCACAUCAUCGCUGAUAACCUGGGCUGGUUCUCCGACCUUGAAGGAAAGAGGAACAUCGAGGAGAUCCUCGCGGCUAAAGGUGAAGCGGUGAGACGAAUGGAGGGUGAUGCUGCCAUAGAGAUUGUUGCUGAGGAGACGAUAAAAGAAGGAUUGCAGAAAAGUGAAGAACAAAAAGCACUGACAGAUGGUUCUGACAAAUCCUGACCUUUCUAAAAAUACUUUAGUGGUUUUAUGGACAUAUUUAUUGUUUGAAUGAGGACCUAAUUGUACAUUGUCUGAGAAUUUGUAUAAAUCCAGGGUCUGGUUCUGUUUGUAAAGACUGUAAAUGAAUAAAUAAAUGGU
Messenger RNA from Trichomycterus rosablanca, 810 nucleotides. RefSeq names its product DNL-type zinc finger (gene dnlz). Lineage: Eukaryota; Metazoa; Chordata; Actinopteri; Siluriformes; Trichomycteridae. Gene Ontology annotation, biological process: protein import into mitochondrial matrix; protein folding; protein stabilization. The record is from RefSeq and is a predicted model, not a curated record. Gene Ontology annotation, molecular function: protein-folding chaperone binding; zinc ion binding. Bases 115 to 672 code for a protein of 185 amino acids. The transcript has 3 exons. Gene Ontology annotation, cellular component: mitochondrion.